Nicrophorus vespilloides is the source of this 1170-nucleotide messenger RNA. RefSeq lists its product as uncharacterized. The record is from RefSeq and is a predicted model, not a curated record. Gene Ontology annotation, biological process: tRNA aminoacylation for protein translation. The coding region runs from base 380 to 958 and encodes 192 amino acids. Gene Ontology annotation, molecular function: ATP binding; aminoacyl-tRNA ligase activity. Lineage: Eukaryota; Metazoa; Arthropoda; Insecta; Coleoptera; Silphidae. The transcript has 4 exons.
CGCGUUUUCAUUAAUUUCAGGAUAACCACGCAUGCUAAUUAGAACAUCGAAUACUUAAAUUAAAGCUGAACGUCUCACCUUUGCCACAAGCCUAAAUGCAGCUUUCUGCUGUUAUCCAUUCGUUUCUUAUGAGCUGUCUAAAGUGUUAUUGCUUCACGUUUUCAUUAAUUUCAGGAUAACAACGCAUGAUAAUUACAUUAUUCAACAAGAAUCGUAAACUGGAAACUUUAGCAUUGUGCCUGAAAUUUUGCUCGAUUUUAUUUUCUUGCAGGAAUAUACGAAGAAGGGAUUCAGGAAUCCGUCGAGCGUGGAGGCGGCGAGAAACUGCUGGGUCCUGUCGAAGUGUCUUGAUGUGGGAUUCAGAUGCUUGGGUCCGUUCAUGCCGCACCUUUCCCAGCAUCUGCACUCGUUCCUGACCCAUCCAAUCGUACGUACCGGAGGAUCCCGGUAUUUCCCAGAGCCCUUCGACCGAUACACGGACGAACUAGUCGAAUCCAACGUGGAACAGAUGCUGGAAUGCGUGAAGAGUAUACGGAGACUGAUGAAACUUUUCGGCGUCUCAGCAAAACUCCAACCUAAAGUGCAUUUGAUCUCAUCGACUGAAAAGCCCCUCGAGGAUUUCCUCGACACCAUCCAAUGUUUGACCAAUUGCCGCGUCAGCUUCGCGCAGGAAGUCGACUCCGAUGGGGAUUUCUUCGUUUCCGAUACAUUAACGAAAGCUCUCAGCGUGCGGCUGUUCGUGCCCGAAGAGGCUAAAAGGGCCUUAGAGGUGGACGCCGAGAAGAGCGUGAAGAAGCGCGAACGUCUGCUGAAGGACGUGGAGAAGCUGCAGAAGGUCAUGAGCUCCGAUCGUUACGCAAACGUCACCGAGCAGAUCCACGGAAACAAUCUGAAAAAAAUGGAAACGUUGAAGGAGAAAAUUGGAAGGAUCGAUUACAUCCGUAGUUUCGUCAAGUGAUCGUCGAAGUAUUUUUUUUGUAUCGUGUCUUUCCUUUUUUCCUUGUUCGAAUCCUUCACUUGUGUACUUGUUCAGCGAGAAGAAAGAGUAAUGAAAGAAGGCGAUUGCAGUUUCGUUACGAUCCAAUGAUUUUAUUGUCCAGGAAAUAAAUCUCUUCGUCGAUUUUUGCACUUGAUGAAUUGUAAAAGAAAUAAAAAGUAAAGUAAAAUGAA